GCGCCGCCGCGGUGCUUCGGCGGAGCCUCGAGGCCGCCGGCCGCGGAGCCGCUCCAGGCGAGGCGGCGGGUCCGGGAGGAGGUUCCAUCAGCAAAAUGCAGGCCGUGGAGGAGAACGUGCCCCUGAAGGACCCGAGCGGUGCGGAGAGCGGCUCCCGCCGGCUCGGAGCCCCGGGGCCGACCCGGCAGGACAAGAGCAGCCCCGAGGACCAGCCUCCCCGUCUGACAGAGUCAGUUAACGAUGUGCCCGAGCUGAGCCGCGGGAUUGGGAUGGAUCAUGAUUCCCACAGGGAAGAGAAGGUUUUACCUCCAAGCAGUUUGGAAGACCAGGCCAAGGAGACAAUGCAUGAUGCCUUUUGGGAUCACCUUAAAGAGCAGCUAUCAGCUACGCCCCCAGACUUCAGCUGUGCUCUUGAACUUCUGAAAGAAAUUAAAGAGAUCUUGCUGUCGCUGCUGUUGCCACGCCAGAGCCGCCUAAGAAAUGAGGUCGAGGAAGCUCUGGCCGCCGACCUGCUGCAGCAGGAAGCGGCGCGCGGGGACCUGAACGUUUUCCGUCUCUCCAAGUGCAUCCUCAGCAUGAUGACCCUGCUGUGCGCGCCGGUUCGGGACGCGGCCGUGCAGAAGCUAGACGGCAUCACAGACUCCGCUCUGCUACUGAGGGGGAUCUUCCAGGUUCUGGGCCUGAUGAAGAUGGACAUGAGGAACUACACGCUGCAGAGCCGCCAGCCCCCCCUGCGCGAGCACUCCAUCCAGCGCGAGCGGGCGCAGUUCCAGGAGCGCCUCAGCAGGCAGCCGGGCCUCCUGGACCACACCACCAAGUGGCUGAGCCGCGCGGCCGCAGACCUGAGGCCGGCCCCCGGCCCCGACGCUCCCGCCUCCAGCGCGGCCGGCCCCUCUCCCGGCGAGGCAGCCUCCGGGCCCGAGCCCCUCAGCCCCGCCAUGGUGCUGUCCCAGGCCUUCCUGAACCUUCUUCUCUGGGACCCUGACGACCAGGAGUUCCCUGAGACGCUGCUGGCGGACCGGGCCCGGCUGCGGGAGCUGGAGGCGCAGCUGCGCCGCCUCACCGUCCUGGCCUCCGUCCUGCUGGUGGCCAGCAGCUCCUCCGGCAGCGUCCUGUUCGGCUCCCCGCAGUUCGUGGACAAGCUGAAGCGCACCACCCACGCCCUCACCGAGCAGUUUGAUUCCAGGCCCGAGGAGGCCAUGCUGACUGUGAGUGAGCAGGUGUCUCAGGAGAUCCAGCAAAGCCUCAAGAACAUGGGCCUCGCGGCUCUGAGCAGCGACAGCACGGCCUCUCUGGUGGGACAGCUCCAGGACAUCGCCCACGCGCAGAACUGUGUCCGCAGCGUCGUCGAUCAGCGGAUCCACCUGUUUCUCAAAUGCUGCUUGGUUCUCGGUGUGCAGCGCUCUCUGCUGGACCUCCCCGGAGGCCUCACUCUCAUUGAGGCAGAGCUGGCAGAACUGGGCCAGAGGUUUGUCAACCUAACGCACCACAAUCAGCAGGUGUUCGGCCCCUACUACACGGAGAUCCUGAAAACCCUCAUCCCGCCGGGCCAGGCCCCGCAAGCAGGAGUGGAGUCCCUCUGACGGACCAGCCCCGAGCCUGGCGCCUUGAUCCAGGAGAGAAGCCCAUCAUUUUCCUGGGUGACAUCACAGCGACCAGCCCAGCAGCAGCCUCCCUCCCUCCCUCCUGCAGCCAGUACCAACGCUGUAGUGAUCACACAUGUAAACACCACCGGCCCCAACGCGUUCACUAAUAAACCUGUGAACUGCAAGC
Eptesicus fuscus (big brown bat) is the source of this 1773-nucleotide messenger RNA. It is a transcript of the gene TCP11, whose product is annotated as t-complex 11. The transcript has 10 exons. Gene Ontology annotation, cellular component: sperm flagellum; acrosomal vesicle. Bases 96 to 1583 code for a protein of 495 amino acids. Gene Ontology annotation, biological process: regulation of sperm capacitation. The record is from RefSeq and is a predicted model, not a curated record. Lineage: Eukaryota; Metazoa; Chordata; Mammalia; Chiroptera; Vespertilionidae.